Molecule: messenger RNA, 2800 nt
Organism: Strongylocentrotus purpuratus (purple sea urchin)
Lineage: Eukaryota; Metazoa; Echinodermata; Echinoidea; Camarodonta; Strongylocentrotidae
Gene: idh3g
Product: isocitrate dehydrogenase [NAD] subunit gamma, mitochondrial
Exons: 11
Coding region: 24-1232 (402 amino acids)
Biological process (GO): tricarboxylic acid cycle; isocitrate metabolic process
Cellular component (GO): mitochondrion
Molecular function (GO): oxidoreductase activity, acting on the CH-OH group of donors, NAD or NADP as acceptor; magnesium ion binding; NAD binding
Source: RefSeq, a predicted model, not a curated record
ACAUACGGUACUCAACUUUCAAAAUGGCGACAUCCGUAGGAACCGGAAUUCUGAGGAGAGUUGCUAAUUUUGCCGUUUUCAAUGGAAAAGGAGGUCUUUACAGGGUUGCUACUCCCUCUCUGUAUGAAGAAAGGAAACAAUGCAUGAGCACAGGGGGGCGCGACAUUGUUCAACACAUGCCUCCUCCAGCAUGUUACGGAGGCAGACAUACAGUCACUCUCAUCCCAGGAGAUGGUAUUGGUCCAGAGCUGAUGCUGCAUCUCAGAGAAGUCUUCAGACAUGCCCAUGUUCCUGUAGACUUUGAAGAGCACAGUCUUUGUGGAGAGACCAACAAAGACAGUGAGGAGGUGGAAGGUGCUAUCAUGGCCGUCAAGAGGAAUGGGGUCGCUCUCAAAGGCAACAUCCAUACAGACCUUGAGAACUUGAAGCAUGUCGCUGCUAAGUCUAUGAAUGUCCAACUCAGAGUGGGCCUGGAUGUAUUUGCCAAUGUGAUUCGCUGUAAGUCUAUUCCUGGGGUGAAGACAAGACAUGAGGACAUUGACAUUGCCAUUAUCAGGGAGAACACUGAAGGAGAGUACUCCAGUUUGGAACAUGAGAAUGUUGAUGGAGUGGUGGAGAGCCUGAAGAUCAUCACAGAAAAACGAUCAAUGAGGAUCGCAGAGUACGCCUUUAAUUAUGCAAUCAAACAUGGCCGUAAGAAGGUUACCGCAAUCCACAAGGCAAAUAUCAUGAAACUAGGAGAUGGUCUCUUCCUCAACUCCUGCAGAGCGGUUGCAGCUAGAUAUCCGGAAAUUGAGUUCAAUGACCUUAUUGUUGACAACUGCUGUAUGCAGUUGGUAUCCAAACCCCAGCAGUUUGAUGUGAUGGUGAUGCCUAAUCUCUAUGGUAACAUCAUUGGUAACAUUGGAUGCGGACUGGUGGGUGGACCUGGCAUAGUACCAGGGCAGAAUGUAGGAGAAGACUAUGCCAUCUUUGAAACUGCCACCAGGAACACCGGAAAGACUAUUGCAGGCCGAAACCUUGCCAACCCCACAGCAACACUACUGGCUGGGGCUCUGCUCUUAGACCAUCUUGGACUAGAUAGCUAUGCCAAGGCCAUUAGGAGAGCCACAAUCAGGACCCUAACUGAAGAAAGGAUACACACCCCCGACCUCGGAGGUCAAGCUUCUACCAGUGAUGUCGUUCAGCAUGUCAUCAGUCUGGUUGACAAGACACAAUUAACAUCUCAAUAAAUAUAGAUUAUAAAACAACUAUUUAUAUACACUAUGGAGUUCAGUUUGUGAAGUAGAAAUGGCUCUUUUUGAAAGAUGUCGAUUGCUUGGAAUGUGUCACAAGAUCAUUAGGCUUGGAUACAGGCUGAAUAGUCCAUAUUCUAAUUAAAUUUAAACCUGAUGCUGGGUUUAAGCCCAGGGAGUUUAGACUGAGGUCUACUUUGUCCCAUUGUUUAUUACUGUAAUCCUGUUGGGUUAACUAAGUUAGUAGAAUAUGGGCCAAUAUAUCUAACUGGUUUGUGAGGUGGAAACAUAAAGUUGCUGACUUUACUAGUCGAAUAGAUGUUUCUUCAAGUACAUUCAAAUGAAUUUGUCAAGAUAUUUCAUUCACAUCAUGUAAAGUCUGAUAUAUCUGUGAAAAUCUAGAAAUUCUUUUGUAUUAUUAGUUGACUGAUUGAAUGAUUGUGCUGCCCAAAAGAUCCUCUACUCUACUCAGAAUUAGAAGAAGGCGAGCUACUCAAUCCUACAGCUGAAACUGCCAUAGGUAGUCAUAACCACCCAAAUUCAUUGUAUCAAGGUAAAUGUUUUGGCUGAGAAAAGCUCCUCUUUCUAGAUAUUCUGGAAAUGCAGAAUGGUUCUGCAAAGUUGGGUAUCAUGGAACAAUGUUUGUAUGAAGAUGAAUUAUGAAAAAAUGAUCAUGAAUAUCAUGUUUUUUGUUGACAUAAGUUCUUAAAAUGGGUUACCCACUUAAUGGCUGAUUAAUGAUUAUGCACCUUUUCUGUGAGGGAAAGAAGAUAAUAAGAUCUUACUGAGAGAGCAAAACAAACUUUAUACACAACAGUUUAUCUCUACUUGUAAUCGUAGUAUGAAGGCCCAUGUUGAUUGAUGAAUUGACCCACAAUUUCAGCAAAUGAGAGAUCAAAUCAAGUUAGUUUGAUUUUAUAAUGACAGGGUUUGAUGAAAUGAAGUAUCAUUGAUUUUCUUCUCUAAAUUUUGUUCACUUGAAAGAAUUAAAACAUUCAAGUUAUUAAAUCGCAGUCAAUCCCCAUACUAUUUCAUUUGCAGUUGCAUUCGCACAAAAUUUGUGGUAAAUGGCAUAUUUCCCAAUGCCCCCCCCCCCAUGCCAGUAUGUUCCUUUUUAAUUGUACAUGUAAUGUAGAUGCUGCAUGAGUUGUUAGGUGUACAUUGUAUGAAGAAAAACUUUAUGAAACAAGAAUGAGAAUAAUACAUGUAUUAUUCAUAAAUUAAAUACUGGCAUGUUACAUGCAAGUACAUAUUCUUUAACAUAUAAAUGUAUCUUACACUGUUCUCGUUCAUAGCAAAUGGUUUAUAACAUUUCAAUUAUUUGAUUGCGAGACUGAAACCUCUAUCAGGCAUGCCUCAUCUUAUACUUUAUAGAAGAAGGGAAUGAAAAAUAUAAACAUUGAAGUACACUGUACAUGUAAAAUGGAGAUGGUGCAUGUUUGUUUCAAUAUAUUUAUAUCUUUUAAUCCAAAAUCAUAGAGUGAUAUGCAUUCACAGUUUUGUGUGUGACUAGAGUACAAAGACAGAGAACUACAAUUAAAAUAUUUGUUUUUGUUUAAACAUUA